CUCCGGGGCUGCUGCUCCCUCCUCAGGCAAAGCUUCCCUGUUCUGGCCAGCGUGAGGAGACAUUGCCUGUCAGGCGCGAGCGGACGAUGGCACCAAAUAGGCGUGGGGCUGGGAGUGGCCUUGUGCGCAGUCCCAGUCGUGGAGAAACAGAACUCGAGUUCUCUCAGUAACGAUGCCUUGAUUAAACGAGCAGUUUCUUUGGUAACAGACAGCACUUCCACACUCCUCUCUCAAACAACGUACGCGCUGAUUGAAGCACUGACAGAGUACACAAAGGCAGUGUAUACGCUGGUGUCUCUCUACAAGCAAUACGCAAAUCUUCUUGGGAAAAUGAAUUCAGAAGAGGUGGAUGCAGUCUGGCAGGUGGUCAUAGGAGCCAGAGUUGAUGUAAGCAGUCUAAUCCUUUGUUUUACUCCUAGAUUAUACCUAAGGCUGGAAUCCAGCUGGAUGACAGCACUGCGUCUUUCGGAGAUGGCAGCAGAAGCUGCAUAUCAAUCAGGUGCAGACCAAGCCUCAGUUACAGCCCGCAGCCACAUCCAGCUCGUGAAAUCCCAGGUGCAAGAGGUGCGACAGCUGUCCCAGAAAGCAGAGACCAAGUUAGCUGAGACUCAAACAGAAGAGCUCAUAAAAGCUCAGGGAGAGGAAUCUUCAUUGCCACAGGGAAUUUUGGGAAGUACAGAGGCGGCUGAGGACCCUUACCUGCGGGAGGACUGA
Molecule: messenger RNA, 714 nt
Organism: Mesitornis unicolor (brown roatelo)
Lineage: Eukaryota; Metazoa; Chordata; Aves; Mesitornithiformes; Mesitornithidae
Gene: DIABLO
Product: diablo, IAP-binding mitochondrial protein
Exons: 6
Biological process (GO): neuron apoptotic process; intrinsic apoptotic signaling pathway in response to oxidative stress
Cellular component (GO): mitochondrion
Source: RefSeq, a predicted model, not a curated record